Nicotiana tabacum (common tobacco) is the source of this 1498-nucleotide messenger RNA. Its product is annotated as 3-isopropylmalate dehydratase large subunit, chloroplastic-like. The record is from RefSeq and is a predicted model, not a curated record. NCBI's taxonomy places the organism in Eukaryota, Viridiplantae, Streptophyta, Magnoliopsida, Solanales, Solanaceae.
AUGAGUUCUAGUAAAAUAUUUGGUCCAACUAGGGGUGUUCAUGCCUCCAAAACUGCGCCCAUUUUUUCUUUAACAAAGAGCUUUAUAUCACUGCCCAAAAAGAAACUGAAGCUAAUUCAUACUAUCAACAAUGGCGUCUUCAGCUGUAGCUUCAAGCUCCACACUUCAUGUCAUCAACAAGGUGGUUUUCAAGAAAAUAUUUUCUGUCAGCAGACUGAACGCAAACCAGCUACCACUGGCUCAGUUAAGACGGGGAUGACUAUGACCGAGAAGAUAUUAGCUAGGGCUUCUGACAAGCCUGAAGUUACUCCUGGUGAUAAUGUGUGGGUCAAUGUUGAUGUUCUGAUGACACAUGAUAUUGGUGGCCCGGCCUCUUUUGGAGUUUUCAAAGAACAAUUUGGACAGAAAGCUAAGGUUUGGAAUCCUGAGAAGAUUGUCAUCAUACCUGAUCACUACAUAUUCACGGCUGAUGAGCGAGCAAACCGUAAUGUGGAUGUGUUGAGGGACUACUGCAGUGAGCAAAAUAUUAAGUACUUCUAUGACAUUAAAAAUCGUGGGAACUUCGGGGCUAAUCCAGAUUACAAGGGCGUCUGCCACGUUGCUCUUGCCCAAGAAGGUCACUGCAGACCUGGAGAGGUUUUGCUGGGAACAGACUCUCAUACAUGUACUGCCGGAGCGUUUGGGCAGUUUGCUACCGGAAUUGGCACUACAGGUGCAGGUUUUGUGUUGGGUACUGGAAAGCUUUUGCUCAAGGUGCCUCCAACUUUGAGAUUUGUCAUGGAUGGCGAAAUGCCAAGUUACUUGCUAGCUAAGGAUUUGAUUUUGCAAAUAAGUACUGUUAUAUAUACUCUGUGGCUCAUUUCUGUCAGUUGGAUGUCUCAUAUUAUUGGUGAAAUAUCUGUGGCUGGUGCUACAUACAAAACAAUGGAGUUUGUUGGCACCACAGUUGAAUGUUUGAGCAUGGAAGAAAGAAUGACAUUAUGCAACAUGGUUGUUGAAGCUGAUGGAAAGAAUGGUGUCAUCCCAGCCGAUAAAACAACUUAAGAAUGGACCCAAGCCGUGGGACAAGACUUCUGUGCCUUAUGAACCUGUUUAUAGCGAUAAAGGAGCCAGGUAAUUAAAUACUGUUUAUCUUCUUUUCCUGAAGCCAUAGCGGUUUCACAUCAUUCUAGUGUGUAUGUCCUGUAUCUUAGUCUUAAUAUAUCCUAACAAUCAACUUGAUUCACGUGCCUGACUUUUAGUGCUUCAAAUACCAGUACUUCCAAACUGUAUUGCAAAAAACAGAAGGAAAUGUUUAUUCACCAUGCUUCCUCACAAUACAUUAAGGUCGAGCUGCGGUACAUUCUAGUGGUUCCCAUUUGUCAAAAUUGUGUUCAGUGUUAUCUUUCCUCAUUUGGAAUUUCAAAUUGAUUGUGUUUUUCUUUCUGAGAUCCUCCGUAUUAUGCAUUCUUGUCUCCGUUUCUUUCUCUGAAAUGUAGCACAACAAAAGUUGGCUUGC